AGGGGUUAAUUCUGUUUUCAAUCUACAAUUUUUUUUUUUUUUUGAGUUUGACUCCAAUUUGAUCCUCAUCCAAUUCCACUUCUUUAAUUCAGUUCAGAAUGGGUCGUCUUCUCCAGUCCAUCUGACUGUGCAGAUUUUGUUUUCAAAGAUUCCCCUUUUCUAAUUGGUUCAGAAUUUGUUUUUAUUUUCGUAUAUUCUUGUAGUUUGCACCUCAUACCAAUCCUGUCUCUAUCACACCCACUUCUUUAUUUCCCUUGCGAAACCCAUGACUUUAUUUGAAUCUUUCACUCAAUCAUAUAUUCAAUGAGUUCUAAACUUGCACGCUAACACUCUAUGUAGUUUAUCUUCUGUUGUGAAUUUUGGGUCUUUACCAGCUUCGUUGUGGCAAUAAGGUGUUUGGAGCUGAAUUGUGUGUCUAAUGGCUGAAUUUUUCGGGCCUCGCCUGUACAGCUGCUGCAAUUGUCGAAAUCAUGUUUCGCUUCACGACGAUAUAGUUUCCAAGGCUUUUCAGGUUUCUAUGGAUCUGAAGGAGAAUGUGAAAUUAACAAGCAUGACCUUUACGUACCAUAGGCAACUCUCUGAGUCCAGUAAUCUGUCUGUUCCUCAUAGAAUGGAACUAGGUUUCAGAGAAAUGGUGGAGAUUUAAAGGUUGUCGUUGGGAGGAGGGAAGAACUUGAAAGUUAGGGUUCUCUUGUGGAAAAAAAGAAGAAACAUGCCCGGUGGAAACCAACAUGCUAGAAUCUGCCUAUUUUUAUAUUUUGAAAACAAAUUUGGGAGAUGUCGGGAGGUUCGGUUAUCUUAGUCUGUAUGGCAAGAUUUGCAGUCUGCUAUCUCACACCAACGGACAGACUUGGGACUACCCUUAUGUGUAAACGAGAGAGGCAAUGCUGGCCCUUUACCUAAAAGGCGAAAAUGGUUAAAGUAACUAGUGCAUUAAUUGUGUUCUCAACUGACAAAUUGGGGACUCUGGCCGUUUUCUUGUUCCGGUUUGCUUUUGCGUUUCUGGUCUUCGUUUGCUAGCUCAUGGCACUAGUAUAAACGUGAUCUAAGAUGAUUUUAUUUGAUCUUCUCAAGUGGAAUACACAGCACUGAAAUUUCUUUAGACUCUCCAGGUUUCAAAAGAAAAGGUGGGGUUGCGUUGGUUGCUGGACUGUAAAUAUGAACUGAAGUUGCAGGAGCAAACUAACUGCAAGCUAGAUGGAAUGUCCAUAUAUGACCAUGAUCUUUUCGUUGAAUGUUCGAUACUAGCAUUGGAUAGGCAUUGAAUGUUUGAUCCUGGGGCGAAUAACCUGUUGAAACUGCUACUAUUGUGUCUAUUGACACUAAAAGGGCAAGGCGAGAUUCCUCACCAUUGAACGACGGUGCAUAACGCAAGGUCCCAUCCGGGCGAGAGACUUCACAACGUCAGCAAAAUGGAGGCGGUGAUUUAACAUCUACUGACCGGAGAAUAUGUUCCAAUUAGGAAGGUUUGCGACUCCACACGCGGUUAGCAGAAGAAUGCGUGGGUUGUGGAACAAGACAUUGGGGGCGUUUUCCUAAUGUCUGCAAAAUUGUACUGAGAAUAAAGACAUGUCGGAUUUCAUUGUGCAAACUUUUAUUGUUCAGAACUUCAGAUGAUAA
This is a messenger RNA of Rhododendron vialii, 1620 nucleotides long. RefSeq names its product protein yippee-like At4g27745. NCBI's taxonomy places the organism in Eukaryota, Viridiplantae, Streptophyta, Magnoliopsida, Ericales, Ericaceae. The record is from RefSeq and is a predicted model, not a curated record. Bases 419 to 646 code for a protein of 75 amino acids. The transcript has 4 exons.